CACCAUUGAUGGCACUGCGACACUCUUCUUCAACCUUUUCAACCACGCUAACACUCUCUUCACCGAGAACCAAACCCCCAAAACCUUUUCCGCUUUUCUCCUUCACAAAGUUCCCAUUUUUAACCGCACCAAACUCCAUUUCCAUCACACGGAGAACCAGAACAACCCUCUCUCUAACAGUUCCACGUGUUGCUGCGCCACCAACAAAGGUUGAAACCGAAGAAAGCAACGAAAUUGAUGAAGGUGCCGAUGAAGAGAGCUCGUCCACGAAGUUCACAUGGAAGGAUCACUGGUACCCAGUUUCUCUGGUGGAGGAUCUGAACCCUCGGUACCCAACGCCCUUUCAGCUUCUGGGUCGUGAGAUCGUGGUUUGGUUCGAUAAUUCUAAGUCCCAGUGGGUUGCUUUUGACGAUAAGUGCCCCCAUCGUCUCGCUCCUUUAUCUGAAGGAAGGAUUGAUGAAGGAGGGAACUUGCAAUGUUCCUAUCAUGGUUGGUCUUUUGAUGGAUGUGGAUCAUGUGUUAGGAUCCCUCAAGCUUCCUCCGAAGGACCGGAAGCGAGAGCUUUGAAAUCUCCUAAAGCGUGUGUCACAAGGUUCCCUACAAUGGUGUCUCAGGGUUUGCUCUUUGUUUGGCCUGAUGAGAAUGGUUGGGAGAAAGCUAAUGCUUCCAAUCCUCCAAUGUUGCCGGAUGACUUUGAGAAGCCGGAGUUUGCCACCGUGAACAUUCAGCGUGAUCUGUUCUAUGGCUAUGAUACUCUAAUGGAGAAUGUCUCCGAUCCUUCUCACAUUGAUUUUGCUCACCACAAGGUUACAGGCAGGAGAGACAGAGCCAAGCCUCUGCCAUUCAAGAUGGAUUCUAGCGGACCAUGGGGCUUCGCCGGAGCCAAUGAAGGGAACCCAAGAAUCAGUUCCAAGUUUGUUGCACCAUGUUAUUAUAUGAACAAAAUUGAGAUUGAUACCAAACUUCCAGUAGUUGGUGACCAAAAAUGGGUAAUAUGGAUAUGUUCCUUCAAUGUCCCCAUGGCACCCGGUAAGACUCGCUCCAUUGUUUGCAGCGCUCGAAACUUCUUCCAGUUCACAGUGCCAGGGCCUAACUGGUGGCAGGUGGUUCCUAGAUGGUACGAACACUGGACAUCAAACAAGGUAUAUGAUGGAGAUAUGAUUGUCCUUCAAGGCCAGGAGAAAAUCUUCCUUUCAGAAACCAAAGACGGUGGUGACAUCAACAAACAGUACACAAACAUCACCUUCACACCAACCCAGGCAGAUCGCUUUGUCCUAGCAUUCCGAAACUGGCUGCGGCGACACGGAAACGGCCAACCAGAAUGGUUCGGGACAAGCAGCCAACAGCCAUUACCAUCAACCAUCCUAUCAAAACGCGAGAUGAUGGAUAGAUUUGAACAGCACACACUGAAGUGCUCUGCAUGUAAAGGAGCUUAUGAGGGAUUCAAAACAUGGCAGAAGGUCCUAAUUGGUGCAACAGUUUUGUUCUGCGCAUCAAGUGGAAUCCCAUCAGAGACUCAUUUGAGAGUAAUCUUGGCUGGGCUUGCAGUUCUCAGUGCAGGAUUAACCUAUGCCGUAACCGAACUCCAAAAGAACUUUGUAUUCGUAGAUUAUAUUCAUGCCGAUAUAGAUUAACCAAAUUACCACAACUGUAAAUAUACCACAUCAAUGUACCUAUCAUCGUGUAUCAUUUGGAUUCAUUAGGUUCAAUUUGAACCCUAUUACGUAGAUUAUGAACUUUUAUGUUCUUUAAACCUAAUUCGUUUAUCUAAUAAUGCUCAAAAUGUAUAUCAAUUGGAAUUAACAAGAACAUAUCAUUUAAAUAACAAUCAGCAUUGCAUCUACAUGUACCACAAGAAAAGCAAAACGAAAUCGGUUCAAAUAAACAAUGGAAAAACCCUAAACCUAAGAGCUAGUGAAUUUGGUAACAGCUUUGGUUCCUUCAGAAACAGCAUGCUUUGCGAGCUCACCAGGAAGCACGAGUCUAACAGCAGUCUGAAUCUCCCUGGACGUAAUGGUAGGUUUCUUGUUAUACCUAGCGAGUCUAGAAGAUUCUUGAGCAAGCUUCUCGAAGAUGUCGUUGAUGAAACUGUUCAUUAUUCCCAUCGCCUUGCUGGAGAUUCCGAUGUCAGGAUGAACCUGCUUCAAAACCUUGAAUAUGUAGAUCUUGUAAGUUUC
This is a messenger RNA of Arachis ipaensis, 2177 nucleotides long. RefSeq names its product Pheophorbide a oxygenase family protein with Rieske 2Fe-2S domain-containing protein (gene ACD1). Gene Ontology annotation, cellular component: chloroplast thylakoid; cytoplasm. The record is from RefSeq and is a predicted model, not a curated record. Gene Ontology annotation, molecular function: chlorophyllide a oxygenase activity; pheophorbide a oxygenase activity; 2 iron, 2 sulfur cluster binding. Lineage: Eukaryota; Viridiplantae; Streptophyta; Magnoliopsida; Fabales; Fabaceae.